AUGAGGCCCCAGGAGUCUGAUCAUCCCAUUCCCGACUCUGAGCCGUGUGUGCGGUGCAAGAGAUCCGGCUCAUUAUGCAUCUUCAGUCCUCAGCAAAAGCCCGGCCGGCCGCCUCUCGGAAGCGAUUCCCGCGAGGCAACCUCAUCUGCCAUGUAUUCACGAAAGAGACCGAGACAGUCACUCAGUUCUGUGGACCUGCCGCAAUCUCCUCCUCCGACAUGCCCGUCUACCGUGACCUCGUUGCCCGAUUCGGCGCCAAUGGUGGGCUCGCUAGGCCUAAGUUCAACGUUAUUUUCACCUUUUACGACUGGUGACGAAUUGGGAGAUGGCUGCUACGAUGCAGACUUUUUAAUAUCAAUCCCGACAAUAUCAUCAAACGAUUCCCUGCCGUCACAAAGACAUAAUAGAUCUGUCAGUGAACGAAACACUACCAAUCCCAUCGUGGAUAUGAUCGAGAGGGAUACGGAGGAGCUGGGCAACCUUUGCCUCCAAGUCUGUCACGCAUCGAGGGCACUGUCUUCGUCAUAUCCAACAUCGCUGGCUGUAUCUUCACCAUCUCUAAACGAAAUAUUCGCUUCCACCGAGGCCCUAGUUAGCAUUAUUCAUCGAAAUACCAGCACCGGCUCUAAUAGCAAUAAAGAUAAUCUUUUUCCGAAUGCCGACUCUGCUGGUUUCAGUCAUCAGCCAGAUUGGGACGAGUUUCAUUGGCUUCAAGGCCCACCACACAAUCAAUGGGCGUUGCCACAAGUAUCCCCGACAGUCAACAGGGCCCCAGAUACGGGUGUGGUACUAAUGAUCCUGGCCUGUCAUCAGCGCCUUCUUGUGACUUUGGGGGGUAUUUUGUUUUAUAUUUCGCGGCAUCUCCGCCAGCAGAAACCCCGGGGGUUACCCAUCGGGACCUCUCCCUUUAUAGAAAUGCCAACGACGCAGGCUCUCAUUAUUGUGAACCUGGUCAGCCACCAGCUCGACCGACUGGAUCGAGCCGUCGGGCUUCUAGCCGAAGACGGCGAAACAACAAAGAGGCGCUCCGGUUCGGCAGCACAAAUGGCUGACUUAGGGGCUCUUUCACCUCUGUCUCCAGAGCAACUUCACUCUCCUCAGAUCGUCUCGGCUACUGAAAAGCAGCCAUCACAGAGCAAGCUAAAACCCACAGCCAAUGGCGAUGGUGACGAGCGUGGUAGUAGCCCUAGCACCGACAACUCGUCCAGCGGUUCUCACAAGGCCAUUACUUCAGCGAUAGAUGUGAUGAAACACCGUCAAGAACAACUGCAAAAGCAGAUGAAGGUAGUGAAGCAACAGAUUAUGAACUUUGACUCAAUCUGA
Molecule: messenger RNA, 1323 nt
Organism: Trichoderma aggressivum f. europaeum
Lineage: Eukaryota; Fungi; Ascomycota; Sordariomycetes; Hypocreales; Hypocreaceae
Exons: 1
Coding region: 1-1323 (440 amino acids)
Source: RefSeq, a predicted model, not a curated record